CAAUCGCGGCCAAGGCACAAUCGGCUUUAUAGGGUAUAUGUUUGUGCAAGAAGAUCUAGCUACGUCAACUCUUUUACGCGCCGACCGUAAAUGAACACUCAGCAGCUUCGUGGCCUGGGCCGGGCACCCACCACAGGAUGCCCUCGCCGCUCCCUAGUGAUUCGCAAUGUUGCUGAGCUUACCCGGCCAACAGUUGCGGCCCCUGCUGCCAGGCCACGGGUUGGCGUGCCAGAGGGCACUCCGGUUGUGCCACCACAGGACCUGCCCUCGCGCCCACGCCGCAACCGUCGCAGCGAGACUUUCCGUUCCGCAAUUCGUGAGAACAUUGUCUCCCCCGCCAACUUCAUCCUGCCGAUCUUCGUGCACGAGGAGGGCAGCACCAACAUCCCAAUUGCCUCCAUGCCCGGCAUUUUCCGCCUUGCUUUCGGCAAGAACGUGAUUGACUAUGUCGCCGAGGCUCGCUCUUACGGUGUGAACCAAGUCGUUAUCUUCCCCAAGACCCCCGACCACCUGAAGACGACCACCGCGGAGGAGGCCUUCAACCGCAACGGCCUCUCGCAACGCACCAUCCGCCUGCUGAAGGACACCUUCCCGGACCUGGAGGUGUACACCGACGUGGCGCUGGACCCGUACAACUCGGAUGGCCACGACGGCAUUGUGUCGGAUGCGGGUGUCAUCCUGAACGAUGAAACCAUCGAGUACCUGUGCCGCCAGGCCGUCAGCCAGGCCGAGGCGGGUGCCGACGUGGUGUCCCCCAGUGACAUGAUGGACGGCCGAGUGGGCGCCAUCCGCCGCGCGCUAGACCGCGAGGGCUUCACCAACGUGUCCAUCAUGUCGUACACCGCAAAGUACGCAUCCGCCUACUACGGACCCUUCCGGGACGCGCUGGCGUCGGCGCCCAAGCCGGGGCAGGCGCACAGGCGCAUCCCCCCCAACAAGAAGACCUACCAGAUGGACCCCGCCAACUACCGCGAGGCGGUCCGCGAGGCGCGCGCCGACGAGGCGGAGGGCGCGGACAUCAUGAUGGUGAAGCCCGGCAUGCCGUACCUGGACGUGGUGCGGCUGCUGCGGGAGACCAGCCCGCUGCCCGUGGCGGUGUACCACGUGUCGGGAGAGUACGCCAUGCUCAAGGCCGCUGCCGAGCGCGGGUGGCUGAACGAGAAGGACGCGGUGCUGGAGGCCAUGACGUGCUUCCGACGGGCGGGCGCCGACCUCAUCCUCACCUACUACGGCAUUGAGGCGUCCAAGUGGCUGGCAGGGGAGAAGUAGAGCAGGGGAGAAGUAGAGCGCGGCGUGGCUUGGGGCUUGAUGGAGGAGUGUAACUGUUGCGGGAUGGAUGGGAGGUCUUGAUUUUGGGAAUAAGGAGUUGUGACGUUUGUUUCUGUUACAUGUGUUGGAAGGGCGAUGCUUCGACAGCCUGACACAUAAUCACAUCACAGGGUGGCUGUUGUGUCCUACUUGGGCGGUGCUUCCACCGCCCACAAUUUUGAUACGUUGACUGACGUCGUUGACCGCGGGAUGGCGACUGUAGAGGGAGGUGAGAAGAAAUAUUUACUUGUUUUCUGGCGGGGCGCUGUGGUCCCAGCUUGCGGCGCAGGAUAGCGUGAUGGUGCAUGGGAAGCUCCGACUUCCAAUAUGUGCGGGGGAUCCUAUCAGAGAGUUCGGCCUCUGCCACCCAUGUCAAUGUUAUUCAUGGGGGAGCAAUGCUUGGUGUCCUAGACGCCGUGUGCAAGCUAGGCUUGGGUGAAAAGCUACCAUGAGGUCAGGAACUCGGGAUUCCCCCAAACUCGUGCAUUCCCCAAAACCUAUACGGCUACAAUAAGGUCCUAUCCGGACUGGAGACGGGAAUUGGUGGCAACCAUCAAGAAGGCAAAGACCGGCAGACUCUUUGGCAGAGAACUGUCCCGCGGUACUAGACAAAGGGCGGAUGAAUGUGUGUUUUACGGCUUUAAGACGCGGAACACCGGGAG
Molecule: messenger RNA, 1970 nt
Organism: Astrephomene gubernaculifera
Lineage: Eukaryota; Viridiplantae; Chlorophyta; Chlorophyceae; Chlamydomonadales; Astrephomenaceae
Source: the annotation of a GenBank genome assembly